Messenger RNA from Sturnus vulgaris (Common starling), 2105 nucleotides. The record is from RefSeq and is a predicted model, not a curated record. NCBI's taxonomy places the organism in Eukaryota, Metazoa, Chordata, Aves, Passeriformes, Sturnidae.
AUGGAUAACUUCGAGUACAGCAUCCAGCUGAACGACCGCGAAUGGGCCGAGUUCUUCCAGGCGUCCGAGGAGUGCAGCCUGGCACCCGCCUCGCUGGCCACGGCCGAGGAGCAGAGCCUCAGUGACAUUGAGCAAGGGGACACCUCGGGACGCGACUGUCCCCGCAGCAGCGACCCCGGGAUCGCCGCCAGGCCGGGCAGCGAGCCAGCGGCUGGCACGGGCAGCCCUGCCCCACGUGGGGUGGCCACUGACACCGCCCUGCGCUGGCCCCAGCGUGGGCACCUCUCGGUGCCGGAGCUGCUGUCGGGCAGCGAGGACGAAGCGGAGCUGGGCUCUGUGGGCAGGUUCCUGUGUGACAGCGACAAGCCCGGCCUGGCACCCGCUGCCAUGCCCAGCGCGCAGAGGAGGCAGCCACCAAGGCCACCCGCGGCCACCACGGCUGGUGGCACAGCCCAGAGCAGCCCCGGGCAGGACACGGCGGAGAAAGGAGCGGCCGUGGAGACCCCUGGACCCCCCGAGCAGGGCGGGCAGCCACAAUCGGAGGGAUCGGCCGAGAGAAGCGCUGAGCUCGGACUGCGGGGACCCGCGGGGGACCCCCCGAGCCCGGCCCUGGGGUCGGUGCCCAGGGUGGCACCGGACGAGGAGAAGGCGGCCACGGAGCCGAGCUCCCCGGGCGGAUCCCCCAGCGUGGUGAGGCCCAAGGUGCCGGCACAGCCCAAGAAGAGCCGCAGGCAGCGCGGAGCCAGCGGCACCGAGGGGGACCGGGACCCUGCGGCACCGGGAGCGGCCGGAGCCGGGAAGGCCCCCCCGGGCUCCCCGGUGUCCCCUCGGAAGGGCAAAGGGAAGGACAAGGCUGCCAAGGGAGCGCUGGUGAGGCUGGGCAGCGAGGAGGCUGCGGACAACAAGCGGUCACUGCCCGGUUCUGAUCCCGGCGAUCCCGGGACUGCUCCCCCAAAACAGAGGGGGAAGGAGCCGGGGGCGCAGUCCCCAGGGAAGGCAAAGGCCACCAAGCACCCCAAGGCAGGGCAGGCCGGUGGCUUGGGCGUACGUGACAGUGUCCCAGUGGUCCCUGGCGAUGUGGAGCCGUGCCAGGAGAUGCCAGGGAAGCCUCUGCAGCCCGGGAGCGCGGCAGCGAUCCCUGCAAUUGAGAUCCCAUGCGAGCCUGCAGCUGGGAUCCCCACGAUUCCCAGAGCUGGGAUCCCUUGGGAAGCUGCAGCUGAGACCCCCAGGGCCAGGAGCCCCCUGUGCUUUGCUGAUGGAGCCUCUCCCAAGUCCAACUCUCUGGAUGUGACCUGGCCCGAGAUGUACGAGUACCUGUUCUGUGAUUCCCAGGAGGAGGAGGAGCUGGGGAGCUCCCUGGAGGGGAGGAAAUCCCCCUUGCAGAGGGAAAUCUCCUGGCCUGAACUCUACGAGUAUUUGUUCAAUGAGCCAGAAGGAAGCAGGAAAAAAGUCAAAGCUAAAGACAGGAAAAGAAAGAAGUUUAGCGGCUUGGAGCGUGCUGGGAUGCAAAAGGAGGCUCCCAGCUCGGCCCCAGGCAAGGACAGCGUGGUUAUCCCAGUCCCUGAUGUCUAUGAACUCUUCCCAGAGAGAGCCCAGAACAGGAUGGGCUGGAGAGGGAUUUUCUCCAUGGCUCCGGCCUCCGAGGUGAAGAAAGCUGUGAGGGCUUUGAGGUCCCUGCUGCAAAGGCAAAUGCAGCUGGGAGGAGAGCAAGGCUCCAGCUCCCAGGCCUUGGUGCCCAGAAGAUCCGGAGAGGAGCUGGCCCUGGUCCCGCUGGGAGGAGCCCCGGUGUGGCCAGAAGAUGGAGACACGGCCCUGGCACUGAGAGGAGCAGCAGAGGACCCGCGGGUGCUGAGCCACAAGGACAUGUGCCUCGUCUUCUGUGCCUUCGCCUCCUGGGCUGUGAAGACAUCUGACCUGCAGGCUCCGGAUGCCUGGAAGACCAUGUUCCUGGCCAGCUUUGGCACCCUCUCGGCCAUCCGCUACUUCCGACGCCAGGUCAGGGAAGGGCACCCCCGGACUUAACCCCUGCCACGCCGGAGCCGCUGCCCGAGGCUGCCGCUUUGCUGUGGACAGUGGAGCCAGCACCGAGGAUUCCUCCGGCCCCA